AAUUCGCAUUCUCGGGUAGCUGCUGGAAGUGUCUGGAAGUAGUUCUACUAGCUGUGGUGACUUGAAAACUUUGAAUUUCUGCUUCAUCACUAUUCUAGUUCAACCUCGAAGUGUUGGUGCUGCCGCAAGACGUCGUCGCCCUUGUGAAAUAGGCAUUAUAAAAACAACUCUUGGAAUCGGUAACAGGCUUAUUCCCAGUCGAAAGUUGAAAUCUGAAGGUAGCUAACAAUUUCGGUUAUCCGGUUAGUUUCGAAUUGAAACAGCACAAAACCAAGGUCCUGUUCCGAAGAAGUAGUCCUGUAUUCGAACGAUAAAAGUGAUUCAUCGGAAGUGGAAAACCAUCUAAGCGUGAAAAUUUAACUCAAAAAGUGUAACUAGAAGUUGAAAAUCGAACCAAAAUGGCCUCUAAUAAUCAUAUGAAAAUAACCGUUUUACGGUCAUCCGGAUCGACGGAAAAUUUCUUGCUAAACAUGGCGCUGCAGCAUGAAGUUGGCGUCAAUUUCGUGAAUCUGAAGAACGAAAUUGUGGCUCGUUAUCCGGAGUUGCUACAGAAUGAUGAAAUUCGCUUUUACUGGAUUGAUGAGGAAGGCGAUGAGAUUACCAUAAUCAACGAUUCGGAUUAUCUCGAUUACUUGAAACCCACAGUACUACCCGUUCCUUCAUACCCGAUCACGAGGGACACGUUUGGUAGAGUGCUAUUGAACAACCCGCCCGCCCCCAUUCCUCCAGUCCGAACCAAACUCCGCAUCUACGUCAAAGGUGUUAACAAUCCUAAAGCCGCGACCGAACCGAUAGCGACUACCGCUGAAGAUGUCCCAAUGGAAACGGCCUCCGUCGCCGAUUCUGGGGAAUCCAAAAGGGCGCUGCCGGAAAACGCACCGGAGCACCCGAACGUCAUUUGCGAUGUCUGCGACGAUACGAUCAAGGGUCACCGGUACAAGUGUAUGCAGUGCUUCAACUAUGACUUGUGCAUGCGCUGCGAGGCCAAAUACCGGCACAAGGAUCACAUGAUGCUGCGCAUCCCGACCCCGGAGAUGAACAAACGAACGCCGUUGCGUUUGUUCGACAAGUUGCGGAGCUACGUGACCGAAGUGAGUGCCGCCAAUGCAGCCGGAUGCCGUGCCCGCGAUGAAGACUACGAGAACAGCAAACGAUCCAAACGCCACCACAGCCGGCCCAGUUCCAGCAAGGAUUAUGACGAUUCCAAGGAACGCCGCGAGGACAAGGAGCGUAAGGAGCGCAAGCACCGCCGUGAGCGUUCAGCCAAGGCUGCCGAUGAUCGACGCAGCAGUACUCAUCGUAGCAGCCACCAUUUCAACCUUUCGCACCUACUGGGUCAAGCUAUCGAUCCGGCUAAUAUUAAAUCCGCUUUCCUGGCGACGGAUAUUGCUGCGGCCGCCGCUGCAGCUGCUGCCGAAUCUGCCCAGGAAGCGGCACGAGUUACCUUUGCCAAUUGCCCUCUAUUUUCUUCGUCAUCAACUUCGACCGCCAACCAAAGCUGCUCGAACACAACUCGAUCGACCCAUGCUACAACAACGGCAACGUCUUCGAAAGUCGACAUGCCACAGGAAGCUUCCUGUUCCUCUGAACAGCAAGAGGAACCUAAAGCUAAGAAAGCGGCCAGCUCAUGCUCGGAUUCAAAUAACUCACCGGUAGUUGAUCUUUCCUGGUUGGCUCCAACCCCAGAAAGUAUUCAGCGUAUCAAUAUGACAUUUUCGAAAAUCUUGGACCCAUUGGGCAUGAAUCUAGAGAUCCGUAGCAACAACAGCUCUCCGAUGUCGGCCCAGCAAACUCAAACACCGCAGGAGGAAAAGCAGGACAAGACAACGGAAACAUCCAGCACUCCGACAACAAGUACCCCGAGCCAAACGGCACCAAAUGACACGAAGGCAACCGAAACCAGCAACAAAUCUACGGAAAUUGAUCCUAUUCAGGAGUUGGAAAAGAGGCUGGAAGCUGCAUUGUUGGUUGAACAGAGCAAUACCAAGUCGUCCAAAAACGAUGAUGACUCCGAUGAUGAUGACGAUGAUAGCACUUCAUCAGAAAGCAGUGGCUUUUCACUGUGCGAUGAAGAUGAUCCCUUGAAGACAACAAAACGCUGGACUUUGGUGGAUAUCCCCAACGACGAUGAUGCUGACAAAAAGAAACCGACCGUUGUUCAAGUGGACAUUGCAGUGACAACACCAAAAUCAGAUGAUACUCCGGUCACUCCAAAAUCGGUCCCGGAAGCUGCUUCUUCAUCUUCGUCGAUCAAUUCCCAAAAUAUUUCGAUCGACUACGAGCAGUUGGGAAAAAUCCUGAAGCAACACAUUGAAACGGAAAUGGAAGCCACAUCGAAACAAUCACCCUCAUCAUCUACACAAGCCCCAUCGACUCCGAAAGAUGCAACGCCUCCAUCCGCAGCUGUCACCGUUGUUGAACCAUCAGUUUCGACACCAUCAACAACUACUGUUCCGGCACCACAGGAAUCUUCAUCACAACCACCUGUUCCGGCCACACACAUCUUCAGUAACAGACCUCAUGUCAACCACGCCGUUCACUCGAUGAUGGCUAUGGGCUUCAGCAACACCGGUGGUUGGUUGACUCAGCUGCUGGAUUCUGUCAACGGAGACAUCCCGAGGGCGCUGGACAUUCUGCAACCGCAUAAAAUCAUCCCCUAAAUGAUUUAAUUCCCCUUUUUUUCCCCACAUCAACAAUAUGUAUGACGAUAAUUUAUAAUUAUGAUCCUUAUUUUAUGUAAGUACCUGUAUGCUUAUAUUUAUAACCGUUCAAUUUUUUUAACUUAACCAGCAUCGGCAAAAAAAAACGUUCAGUAGAUGUAGUAUGUAUUUGAAUCAUAACUUAAUGAUAUCGGACAAAAACAACUGAAAGGUUGAUCCGUGGAUUAAAAUUAACACAUCCACCUGAUACGUGCGUGGAGACGUUAGUAUUAUUCUGCGACAACUCUUUAAACAUUUACUAUUUACUAUUUACAUUUUUUAUAUAUUAUAAUCAAUAUAAUACAAACCUAUAUAGUACACACAAUUGAUUGCAGUGAUAGACAACCAUAGCUGGUGAUAGUAAUUUUAGUUGAUAGUUCACCUGAUGGCACAGAAACUUCAGUUUGAACAAAAUUUAUCUUUUUCGAUACGAUGUAACCCGAUGGCAGGAUAAAAAUUAAACAAUCGUGCAGCAAAAAUGAAUAAAUUGACAAGAAGUAUUGAUUGGCUACUCACAAUGUCACAAUAUUAGAAUUCUUACUAUGAUAUGUUAAUUGCAGAAGAAAAAUAAAUGUAUUUUUAAAGGCA
This is a messenger RNA of Uranotaenia lowii, 3287 nucleotides long. RefSeq names its product protein ref(2)P (gene ref(2)P). Lineage: Eukaryota; Metazoa; Arthropoda; Insecta; Diptera; Culicidae. Gene Ontology annotation, biological process: aggrephagy; mitophagy; endosome organization. The record is from RefSeq and is a predicted model, not a curated record. The coding region runs from base 399 to 2660 and encodes 753 amino acids. Gene Ontology annotation, cellular component: aggresome; amphisome. The transcript is spliced from 4 exons. Gene Ontology annotation, molecular function: zinc ion binding; K63-linked polyubiquitin modification-dependent protein binding; protein kinase C binding.